AUGAAAGAGCAACUCCUGGCAGAGAAAAGUGCCUCUCCAGGGUCUGAAAAUGAAUGCCCCCACAGUGACCUGACAGAUGCAAGACUAAGGUUAGACAAAUUAAAUGUUUCUGCCGUUUCCCUCCAACCCUUGAGCAAAAUUGAAUAUACUUACAAAAAUGGAGAGGAUGGAUUCCUGCAAAUUACCACAAAGGACAUUCUGUAUACUGUUACGGAAUUAGCUAAACUUAAAAAGGAAUUCUGUUGUACUCAAGAGUCAGAAACCGAAUAUGUUUGGAGAGUAUCUCUGUCUGCAAGAGAUCAAAUUUUACUAAGUGAGAACGAAGCUGAGGGAUACUGGCGGCCAGGAGUAGUGACCUGGUCCUUAACUCAAAGAGCAACUUACUGGGCUAGAGGUCUUAACCCUUUGGAAAGGGGAGAUCCCCUCAUCCUCACAGGGAUAGUCAACCAGUUGGUAGAAAGCGUACAGAAAGCAGCAUGUCUACAAAUGAUGUAUGAUUUGGAACUUAGACUUAAACAGGAGUCCCUGAUGAUGAUACUGGUCGAUCCUGAACAUAUGAUUCUCCUCAUUCAGGGUCUUCCCAACUCCCUGAAAGCUGUGGGGAUUCAACUGCAUGGAAAGAUACAAACAAUAUCCCAAAGCAGAAGGGCCAUUGCUGCCCUGGAAGGAGUGCUGUCACCUGAUCGAAAGACAGAGAAGAAAGCAUGGACAUGGGCAGAAGUUGCCCAGGGAUUAAUUAAUUAUGGGAGAAAGUAUGGUCCUGUCAAUAUUUCUAGGAAAAUUGAUACUAAGGAACUGAGGCAAACAGAGGUAAAAAUCCCUCCUUACCCAAGUAAUGAGAACUGCCUGACACCUCCUACUUCCCCAGGAGGUAGAAAUAUUCUAAACAAAAAACAAAGGUUACAGGUAUUGGGGUGGCAAAAGGGUAUUCCUAAAGAUUUAAUAGAUGGAUUACCCACUGAAAAAUUGGAAAAGUUGGUAUUAGAGUGGCCCAAAAUAAACCUGUGGGCCCUAAGGAAAAUGAAAGACCCCCACAAAAUGUGGAAGGCCCUAGUGCCCCACCACUUACAGAUUUAUCAGAAACUACACCGUAUCCUCUCACCCAUGGGGUGGAAAACUAACUCCUCCACCCGUUGA
This is a messenger RNA of Pezoporus occidentalis (night parrot), 1137 nucleotides long. RefSeq lists its product as uncharacterized. The record is from RefSeq and is a predicted model, not a curated record. Lineage: Eukaryota; Metazoa; Chordata; Aves; Psittaciformes; Psittacidae.